UUGGGAUCGCGGGACGUGACGAUGGAUGAUCUUGCAACGCCAACGCAAGCACUACCAUCCGUCGCGCUACCCGGGACGGCACCACCUACUCCUUUACAGCACACCAGUAUCAGUCGGAGCUCCAGUGUCGCGGUGGGACCUUCCGAGGUAAACGAGACGGGGGCUAUGGUGGAGAAGCUUAUGCUUUUUGACCAAAUGAUCAAUUCUGCCCAAGAAGCAAAGAACGCCUUGCUUCGCGGUGAAGACGCCUCGGCCAAUCUCGGUCAAAUAUCUCAUCAGCUCGACUCGGUCAACGAGCUCAGCGUGGCCCCCACGGGCACGCCGCAGUCCGCAUCAAGCGCCUCCCCUCUCAAUUACCUCGCAUCUCCGGCCGUCAGCGUUUCCGCGGUAGCCAGCAUGCCCCGCAUCACCACACCGCAGAGCCCCCAGAUGCUACCGAUGCAGCUACCUCCAUCCCAGCCCACUCUCAUCUCCCAACCUAUCCCCACGCUCCACACCCCCACUCGCGAAAACCCCCAACCGCAGCUUGCCAUGAUCAACACCAACCUCUCACCCCUCCCCCUUUCCCGCCAGGAGCCCGCCUCGGCCGGCUACCCCACCGACACCAUGUCCUUGGCGGUCCCUCCUCCUCUCGUCCACUCGCACUCCUUUCCCAACGGUCAUCAGCUCCCGAGCCAGCUGCACAAUCUCACCUCACCGCCCGUCCCUCUCGCCCCUUCCCCCUCCUUUGCCGCAUCGCUUGGUAUCGGCCAUCCUCCACACAUAUCCUCACCCCUCGCAAACGUCGCGAUCUCUCGACCUCCGUCCCCUCGGGCCUACCCAGUACCGGACCAGCAGUGGCUUCCAAUCCAAAACGGCGAGUCCUCCAUGUCACGCACGGUAUCAGACUCGGCGCCUAUGCUGGCCGUCCCACGUCGGCCUUCCCUACAGGAUAGGGCGGUCAGCGACUCUCGCGCGGACGGGCUGCCCGUUGUCCACCGGGGCAGGAGUGGAUCGACCAGUAGACCUCAAAGGGGACUGCAUGGGAUGACCUCAAGUGUUCCCCCGUCAGCUUGGAACUCGCGAGCGGUCUCGCCGGACGACGAGGAUGAGGAGGAAUCAGACGAUGAGGCGCCAAGGAAAAGCAAGCGGCGGAGAAGCUCAGCGGGGCAUGCCGUAGCCGACACCGCCGCGUCGACUCUGAUCUCGGAGGAUAUGCGGCGGCAGCUGGAUCGGAUUUUUGAGGAGUUCUUGAAUAUCGUCUGCUCUGAUUUGGAUAUGGUCGACGCCAAAGGCGAAAAGCUUCACCAAGUCCUCAUGCCGAAAAAGAUGCAGAGGAUGGACGAGUCGGGCGACUACCGCCCAUUCAAGUUCAGAAUACAGGCCUUCACCAACGCCUUUUCGGACGAGCUUGUUCACCGAGGCAUCACCGAAGAGACCAUGUCGGCCAAGAAGAUCAAGUCGUAUCUCUGGAAACAAGAUCUUAUCUCCCGCUUCAACGCCGACGGCAAGAAGGCCAAAUCUAAGGGCAACCACAUCUGGAAUGUGGACGCCAAGAAGAUGCCCGAGGGAAACGAGCCCAAAUGGGUCUUUAGGCCGUUCAAGCGGAGGAUCAUCGGUACUCCGAGCGCUUAUGCUCUCAUCAACCAGCGGUACGAGUACGAGCCCAAGGUGUGGGAUCCACAGGCGGCGACGGAGACUCUGAAGCCAGUAUUUUACUCGCCUCCCAACUCGCUCCCGGAUUGGAUGCGGUGGGAGGAUGGGAAGCUGGUCGGUGUGCCUACCAAGCUGCACGAGGCGACUGACAUUGUCGUCAAAGUCAAUGUAGGUCUACCCUCUGGUGCUGCCGGGGUCAAGCUGACUAUCAGUUCACCGAUGUGGAUGGCCAAGCCCAGACCCUCAGUACGAGCUUUAUGCUCGCUGCGAUCCCACCCGCUCUGA
Dioszegia hungarica is the source of this 1920-nucleotide messenger RNA. RefSeq lists its product as uncharacterized. The transcript has 6 exons. The record is from RefSeq and is a predicted model, not a curated record. Lineage: Eukaryota; Fungi; Basidiomycota; Tremellomycetes; Tremellales; Bulleribasidiaceae. The annotation marks the transcript as partial.